This is a messenger RNA of Mercurialis annua (annual mercury), 1149 nucleotides long. RefSeq names its product pre-mRNA-splicing factor ATP-dependent RNA helicase DEAH1. Gene Ontology annotation, cellular component: catalytic step 2 spliceosome; intracellular anatomical structure. The record is from RefSeq and is a predicted model, not a curated record. Bases 189 to 986 code for a protein of 265 amino acids. Gene Ontology annotation, molecular function: RNA binding. The transcript has a single exon. Lineage: Eukaryota; Viridiplantae; Streptophyta; Magnoliopsida; Malpighiales; Euphorbiaceae.
UAACAGAAGUUUCCAAAGCAUCUGCUGCACAGCGAGCAGGUCGUGCUGGACGAACAGGGCCAGGAAAGUGCAUUCGGUUAUAUACUGCCGAUCACUACAAACAGCUCAAUGAUAAUUCUGUUCCAGAAGUACAGAGGAGCAAUCUUGCUCAUGUUGUUCUGAGUCUGAAGAGUUUGGGGAUAGUGGACAUGCUGGACUUUGAUUUUAUGGAUCCUCCGUCCAACGAGUCUCUUCUGAAAGCACUCGAACUUCUUUUUGCUCUGGGUGCUCUGAACAGUAAGGGUGAGCUCACUAAGCUUGGGAGGUCAAUGGCCGAGUUUCCACUGGAUCCAAAACUCUCCAAAGCACUUAUUGCUUCUGAAAAGUACGGAUGCUCGGAGGAGAUAAUGACAAUUGCUGCAAUGCUUUCUGUUGGAAAUGCAAUAUUUUAUCGUCCCAAGGAUAAGCAUGUACUGGCAGAUAACGCAAAGAAGAGCUUUGAAUAUGGGGAUGUUGGCGACCACAUUGCUCUUUUAAGAGUGUAUAAUUCUUGGGAGGAGUCAAGCUUCUCUAGUCUCUGGUGUUAUGAACACUUCGUCCAAUUCAAAAGCAUGAACCGAGCAAGAGACAUACGAGAGCAGUUGAAAGGGCUAACGGUGAGAGCUGGAAUUAACCUGAAAUCGAAUUCGAGCGACUUGAAAGCAAUAAAAAAGUCUAUAAUCUCAGGUUUUUUCCCUCACAUUGCAACUUUUCAGGCUUCCGGAUCCUACAGAACUUUAAGAAGUCCUCAGAUUGUUGAUAUACACCCGAAUUCAGGAUUGGCUAGGGCAAUCCCACAACCUAAGUGGAUUGUUUACCAUGAGCUGGUACUUACAGGAAAAAAGUAUAUGCGACAAGUAACUGAAGCAAAACCAGAGUGGUUAUUGGAGAUAGCUCCUCACUACUUUGACAGGACAGAAGUUAAAGAGUCAGCCCUGAAUAAGCACAAGAAGCACCUUGGUGCAUGAUUGAUUGUUUAUGUUUUUAAGAUAAGUUUUUCAGUUUCUUAUAUUGACUACAAAUUAGAGUUUUGCUUCUCUUUAACUGAGCUGUUUAAUUUUGAACUUCAGCUUUUCAACUUCUGCAACAUGCAAAUUAUUUCACGGAUAAUGCUAAUUUAUGUUGCAUGAA